Molecule: messenger RNA, 4485 nt
Organism: Danaus plexippus (monarch butterfly)
Lineage: Eukaryota; Metazoa; Arthropoda; Insecta; Lepidoptera; Nymphalidae
Gene: Cap-G
Product: condensin complex subunit 3
Exons: 28
Coding region: 230-3832 (1200 amino acids)
Biological process (GO): mitotic chromosome condensation
Cellular component (GO): condensin complex; condensed chromosome; cytoplasm
Source: RefSeq, a predicted model, not a curated record
UGAUAACACAAUCGUGUUAAGCAUAUUUGAAUUGUAACGAUAAGGCUCAAAAAACUCGUAUCCAGAGCCAUAUAAACAUUUACCAAAAAAAAUAUAGCUUUUUUGAAGUUUGAAACCUUGAAGUUUUGGACUCUGCAAUCGUUACUCGUUAGGCGUUAGUAAAUUUGAAUUUUGUUUACAAAGGGGCCAUCGUUUUAUUGGCAAACAUUUGUGCAGCAAUAAAAUAAUAAUGCCACCUACCGAUGCAGAAGUGCGUCGAGAAAUUGUAAAAGCAAAUCCACGAAAUGAUAAGACAAUGUUUAAAAUAUUUCAAAAUGUUCAAUAUAAUGUUGUUCAACAUAGGAAGUAUGUGAAAGAAAUGACGAAACUUUACAAAAAGACUGAAGCGGAUGACUUUAAGGAAAGCUUUAAAAAUGCAUUAUUUUACCUCUUUACUUUUGGAGAUACAAGUACAAAUGUAGAUCGUGUUAUUCAAUUUGUAGCAACAUUCUGUACAUUACUUGACGAUGAAGAGGAGUUUCUAAUGUUUAUAUUUGAUAUUAUUUUCGAAUGUCAGUGUGUAUCUGGUCAGUCAGUAAGAUACCGAGCAAGCCAGUUGCUGGCAGCCGUACUAGCUGCACUCGGUGAUGAAGCCUCUUUAGAUGAUGACCUCUGUGACAAGCUGUUACUUCAUCAGAUGCAACGUCUCCAAGAUACACGUGGUGCUGUCAGAUGUCGGGCAGCAUUAGCCCUCAAUAGGUUGCAAAACCCAAGUGAUCCAGAUGACGAGGUAACCAGGGGUUACCGAUUUCACAUGAGCUGUGACCCUAGCUCCUCUGUUAGAAGGGCUGUAGUGAUGUCAAUAGCAAAAUGCACUCGGAAUGUCCCCUUUGUAUUGGAGCGCCUCUGUGACGUUGAUGAAGCUGUAAGAAGAGCCGCAUUCCUAUACAUAGCGGCUAUGAAUGUAACACAAUUAAGAGUUAGACAGAGAGUUCUUACAUUGAAGGUUGGCCUCACUGAACGCAGCCCGCGAGUGCGUCGUGUGGUAGAAGAGAUUUUAAUACCCAGCUGGUUGAGUACCUUCCAAGGCAACAUCAUAGACUUUCUUAAAGCAAUACGUCUGGAUAAUUCACACGACGCGAAAGAUUCGCAAUACGUCGCAGAGAAGCUCUUGGAGUCGCUUUUCAAACGUCUACCGAUAUCAGAGCUUCUAGAAUGGCUGCCAACUGACAAGUCACUCCGAGUUAUCCCCGCUGACAAGUUGAACAAGGAAACAGUUUGGUACUGGCGCCACCUUGCGGAGCAUUUACAAAAGAAUGAUGAUGACGAGACCCUCGAGACUGUGCUACCUGAUCUAGUUGUACUGACUGGAUAUAUUAAAGCUAUAGUGGAAUCACCAUGUCCGAAUGAGGAGGCGGAUCCGGUGUCGUAUAGCACUCGUCAGUAUGUGCUUCACGAGCUGGCGAGAUUACUACGGACUUACGACGCCAGCGACCCCGCAGGUAGAGACGCCCUACAGACAUUGAUCACCGACACACUUACAGGUGACUACGGUCCUAUGAGCGGGGACGUGAUCCGCGCGUUUGUAUCAGCCCUGCAGUUGGUUUUGCCAGAUGUGACGAGUAGAGUGGAACUUGUAUGCAAUGUUCUGUCAACACUACGAGAACCACCGGAAAUGGAGGAGGAAGUGCCUCCGCCGACCUUGGACGAUACAGAGGCAAAAUUACAGAGAGCCAGAUUGCGAGUCUCCCUAAAUGUGGCGAUGGAAGCUCAAGAAGAAGCUGUUAGACAUGAAAACUAUACUCUUGCUGCUCAAUGCAAAGCUAAGGUUGCCGACAUUCAGAAAAAAUUGGAGGAAUUAACAUUUCAAACAAAACCAGAACAACCAUUAACUACAAUCAAGGAAAAGCAAUGUGAUGUGACAACAUUAAAUAAGUGUCUAAUAAUACUAAAUUCAUUACUGGACACACCACAACUGAACAAUGUAACACCGAUGUUAAAACUUAUGUUCAGUGAGCUAGAAGUUGAAAUAUUUUCCAAGCCCGAACUAUUGGACAAUGCUCUUGAAACGGUGGCACUAUUUGGCAUGCUGGAUAAAGAUUUUGCAAGAGAUCAUAAAUCAUUCUUCUUUGCUAAUUUAGUUGAUUCAACAAACGAACCAACAGUGUGUAAAGUGCUUAAGUGUAUAGUUGACCUGUUGUGUGUACACGGAGCUAAGGUUUUUGACGAUGGUACAGAAUCCAUCGAGGCUUCCAGGAACAGAUCUAAACAUUCCAUAAAUACAACUACUAUGGAUUUUGAUGAAUCUGUAUUGUCAUCAUCUCAAGCGCACAGCAACGUUAUUGAAUUACUCCUUAAGUUGAUGGAUAACGCCUGCCCAUCGUAUAGACUGAUAAUAGUAGAGGGUCUAUGUCGCCUGAUGUAUCUAGGACAUUUAGAAUCACCUUAUAUACUGAGCAGAUUGAUACUACUCUGGUUUAACCCAGUCUCAGCGGAAGAAGAUGUACUACGACAGACUAUAGGCAUUUUCUUCCAGACGUUCCCUAGUACUGUCGACGGUGCCCAAGAUCAAAUACAAAAAUCUAUGAUACCGACACUGCGUGCUCUUUGUUGUGCGCCGUCAAGCUCUCCGAUCUGUGAGAUCGACCAGGAGGCGGUUGUGAAGUUUUUUGUAUCACUAACAAAAGUCAGCUCGGAGUUGACGGACAGCCAGGGUGCUAUGGCGUUGACACUAUGCGAGUAUCUAGUUCGUAAACCGACGGGUCCCGCGUCUGCUCUACUUUGUCGGGCGCUGGCUCUUCUCUCACCGCCUAAAGACGUUCGCACAGCUGCUAAUCUGGCGACUAUGAUCAAAGAUCUCUGUCUGAAAUUACCAGAUAAACAAUCCUGCAGGAAUCUGACGCGUUAUCUCGGUGCCCUGGAGGCGUUGGAAAAGAGUAAUCUCAAUAAGAUGUCUAACAUAGGUGAAACAAUUGACAGUAUACAGUGUGAAGAUACAAUGAACAUGAUGGGACGUUCGGCCACCUCAUUACCUCAACCUUUAGCUCGUAGUACCCACGUGGUUGUUAAUGAGACUGUAGAAGAAGAACCAGAAAUUGAAGAAACUUCUUCGGGUGAAUCUCCAACCGACCCUAUCUCUAGGAUAUCUGAAGAAAACAAAAAUCAAACCGAAGACAUGACGGCCGCUGAGCAAACGGAGACGGAAGUUCCUGAAAAGGAGGACAGUGGAUCAGACAGCAGUUCUGUGUCGCCUGUAAAGAAAGCUAAAAUGAGCAAAGACAAGAAAAAGAACAUGACAUCAAAGAAUGAAAAAGAUUUGCGUAAACAAAGGCAACCGAGAAAUAAGAAGGACGCUAAAGAUAAAGUCAGAAAUGAAGAGGAUAAAGAGAAGGGAGUCAAGCGUAGUUCACGAUCCACAACAGCCGCAAUAAGAGCCGAAACUGAUAAGAAGUCUCAGGAGCAUGACUUACAAGAAUCACCACCAUCGGACGGUUCUAAUACGACGGUACGUAGAUCAAGCCGUGGCCUGCAAUCCGGGUCAAGCACCGAGUCGACCGGAUCAAAAGGGAAAAAGAAAGCCAGUCAGAUGGCCAGUAGCGAGCGCUCGUCCCCGAGUCACAGCAGCAAUGACAGCGCUCAAUUUGAUUCUGACACCACAGAACUACACACCAUCGUCUACGACGCACCAUUGGAACAAGAACUUCUGGAUGACUCAAUUGAGUUGAUGGACAGCAGACGAUCGUCCAGAAAUAACGUCACUAUUCCUGAAACUCCAGAGGCUAGUGAAGAGUCCGACUCUGAACUUGAAGUGGCCAUAAAAGGAAAGAGGAGAUGUAAGGGAAAAAAGAAUUAAAAUUCUUCUUAAUUAUAUUUAUUUUAUGACAAAAAAUACUGACCACAGCACUUUUUACAUACAUAUUUUUUUUAUUUACCAAGAUAUUGAUAAAAUUACACACAAAUUUUAUUUUGUGACCAAAAAAUAUAUAUCGAAAAACUUUUUAACAGCUAUUUCGUAAAAUCCCCAAUCGACAAAGAUAAAUAUAUUCUUUAAAGAAUUUAACGUGUUAUGUAUAUAAAUAACUUAUAACCUAAUUAAUUAAUAAACUAUUAACGGUGAUGAACGUUAUUCUUCGCGUGCCAGUCUUGGUGUGGAUAGUAGCCUUGAUUUUGCCACUGUUUCCAUCCUUUCCAUCGACCGUCCUGUUUUUUGUCUUCGUUGGCACCCUCUGAAUGGCUAAAAAAUGUGACACGAGUUAAACAAGAAAUCUUCAUAUAUUUUAACAUGUAAUUAAACCACGGUCUUUAGGCCUACGAAUUAAAUUCUAUAUCAAAACAACUAACUGGUUCUGCACAUCAUCAUAUGAUGAUCCGAAUCUGCUCUUGAGCUGGUGUCGUGUGAUGAUGAACUCGGCUCCUCGCUCACCGAUCAUCACCGCUGGUGCUGCCGUGUUCCCAGAAGGCACUUGAGGCAUUAUAGAUGAAUCCACAACUCGAAGACCUGGAAUA